ACAGAUCAAAAGUCAUCGAACCACGGGUUAGGAUGAGGUGAUUUGUUUUCCUAAUUUUUUGUGAAAUUCCGCUGGCCAUCCUUAAAAUUUCACAGUAGAAGCUGAUCGCCAACAGCCCUCUGAAGUGGACAUCGAAAGUUAUAUGGAUGUUUUAUAAUAGAAGAAUUGUCACGUCAUAGUCGGACGUCACGAUCAGCGACGUCCGUGAUAAGCGUCAGGUCGGGGUUGAUGGUUUAGUGGUCGGUCGUGUGAGGGUUGCGAUGGCGGAGACGAGCGAGGCGCAGGCGAGCGCGUCGGCGCCGGGCGGCGAUGCGGGAGGAGAUGACGAGAAGCGAGACGAGCGGAUGCUGGAAUGCAACAUUUGCCUGGAUACAGCGCGGGAUGCCGUCGUAUCCAUGUGUGGACAUCUCUUCUGCUGGCCCUGCCUUCACCAAUGGCUGGAAACACGGCCGAGCCGACAAGUGUGCCCCGUAUGCAAGGCCGCCAUCAGCAGAGACAAGGUCAUCCCGCUCUACGGCCGAGGGAACACCAAGCAGGAAGACCCCAGGAAUAAGGUGCCACCGCGGCCAGCGGGGCAGCGCACGGAGCCCGAGAACAACAGCGGCUUCCCGGGCUUCGGCUUCGGCGAGGGCUUCCACAUGUCCUUCGGCAUCGGCGCCUUCCCCUUCGGCGUGUUCACGUCCACGUUCAACUUCGGCGACCCGAGGCCUAGCGCUGCCCCCCGCGGCACGGCGCAGUACGAGGAGGAGCAGUUCCUCUCGAAGAUAUUCCUGUGGGUGGCCAUCCUGUUCGUGCUGUGGCUCAUCUUCGCCUGACCGACCCUCUCCCCCUCAGGGUCUUACAUACCCGCGGCACACUCAUAUCCGGAAGGUAAACUGAUUGUUGUUUGAUUGUUUUAUAUUUUUGGGUGGAUCAAUUGUUUCUUGUUCUGUCCCGUCGGCCAAGGGACAAUAGUUGCACAAUUUUUAAAGACUUUUAACAGUCAAGUGUAAAAAUAUGGGUGCACACAUCAUACUCAAAAAUAUGUCCCAUAGCUUUUAUGUCCGCGAAUUAAGAACUAUGGGACAUAUUUUUGAGUAAGUUAUAUGCACCCAUAUUUUUACACUUGACUGUACGAAGAUCUGUUGAGGUUUGGUUAAUUUAAAUGCCAUAAAAUUUGAAGACUUAGCCUUGUAAUUUUUGAACUUGCCUACGAAACUGGAAGUCCUGGAUUCGAAUCCCGGUAAGGGCAUUUAGGGGUCAUCCAUUAAUUACGUCACACGAAUUUCUAGGUUUUUUGACCCCUCCCCCCCCCCCCCCUUGUCACAUUUGGUCACAUUUGGCAAACCCCUCCCCUCUAGUGUGACGUCACAUUUUUUCUACGAAAUCGCCAAAUCGAAUUAAGUAAGUACCUAAGUAUUAUUAAUAUUUUAUCAAUCAAUAUUUUUGACGAUAUAAAUAUUAGUAAUUUUAUAACCCAAAAGUGCUUAGGAAAGAAAAUUAAAAGAAUAAAAACGAUUAUCGUUUUAAAAACUUGUUAUUUAAAUGUACAGCGAAUAAAAUAAUUUAAAAAAAAAAUUCGGUUACUGAUGAAGUUAAAGUGACGUCACAAAGUUUGUGUCUCCCCCCUCCCCCAUGUCACAAUAUGUCACAUUUUCUUGACCCCCUCCCUCCCCCUAAACGUGUGACGUAAUUAAUGGAUGACCCCUAAUAUUUGCGUGUUUAUGGGGAAUGUUUGUUAACCCUUAACACAAGCCUGGGCUAAGGCUAAGACAAUUUGUAUAAGAUAGUCCCAAAAUCAAAAUACAGAUUUAUUUAUAAAAUCCGGGUUUCAAAGAGUCACCCAAGAGGGGUUAGGUGACAAGAAUAAUUGAUUCACCCAUUUACUUAUUUAAAAAUAUGAUAAGGAUUGAAACCACGUAAAUAAAAGUAACUUUAAUUUAUAAAAAUCAUAAGAUUUAUACGAAAUAAUAUAUAUGCUCACGAAACAAAGCAAGUAAGGUAAGUGCGCCCAUAGAAGCAUCCAUGCCUUUGUUUACGGAUGUAUGUAUGGUAAACACAGAUGCCCCGCGGCGCACUUGCUCCAAACGUUACGAAUACGCAGAUGUUAGUUUAUUCAUUCUGAAUACGAAAUUAAACAUUAAUGAAUUGCUCUGAUGAGACCGGAACUAUAAGAGAAUCGUUUCAGAUGGUUUAAAAGUUUAGAUGUUGUAAGCCACCCUAAUAGAGAGUGAUGUAAGGCAGCAUUAAAUACACUUAGCGCCCUUCACCCAUUCACUAACCGGGGGUUAACCGGUUAAACUUCUAGUUUCCAUGGUUACCAGUCCAAUUUGACACUGGGUUAGCGGCAUAAGCGGUUAACCUCGGGUUAGUGGGAUAAUGCAAGUGGCGCUUAAUGAACAUUUGUUCUUAAUAGUUUGGUUUCCACUAUCUUCUAAUAAUGCAGAUUUACACCCUUAUUCACAAACGCUGCAAGCCUCAAUUAGCUAAUAACCGUUUGUCUUUAUCUGUCAUUCUAACUUAUGUUUAACUUACAAAUACAGAAAAAGAUAAAACAUAAAUUAACUAAUUGAGGCUUGUAGUGCAUUUAUGAUUUUUAUGAAUCAGGCUGUUAAUUGUUUAUAAAAUGUGCACAGAGGUAUACCUCUGCUGUUUGCUUCAGAACCUAGUUUUCUGUCAUAAUUUAAAUAAAUAUUAAAUAUCCUGUAAACGGGUUACAGGGAAAAAUUUUCACAUUUAAAUUUCCUAGCGUUUGCCAAAUAGCAUUGCUGAAGAUAAAAAAAAAAACGCUGUAACAAUACUUUUAAAAACAUUUUACAAUAUUUAUUUGCAUUAAUUUGCAAUAUUUAGAUUUAAAUUUAUUAGAAAAAAUGAACUAGAGUAACUAGACAAUUCAACGAAAGCCACUUAACUCAAAUGGUUGCUGAAGUUGCACUGAUGGAUAACUUAUAGAAAAGUAGCUAAAACUGAAAGUUAAAUUUUAAUUUUAAUCAAAAAUAUCGGACGCAGGCAAAAUUCACUUCCGUCUGGGUUAAGCAGUAGACUUAUAAUUUAUGUAUUCUUUCUCCCAACAAUCUAUCACAAUGUAGCGAUAUUGUACAGAUUAGUCGCUAUCACAUUUCUAUGUAUAGUCGCCACAUGUGAGCGAACAAGAUGCUUAUAAAUAUCUAAACAUGACUAUGUAGUCUCUAGCUUGAUCGUUAUGCCUGUAUUCACUUCGUGGUUUGUUAUCGCGUUGUAUGGCUGCGUCACUUAUGCUCUGAACAUUUGGGCAAUUACGGCCUUAUAUGUUCAUGUUUAGAUAUUUUUAAGCACACUUGUAUAUAAGGAUUUGAUGUAAAAAACAAUCAAUAAGAUUAUUUUAUAAACUUCAACUUAUGAAUUGUUAAUGUUUAUACCUUUGACCUAUCAUACUGUAAAAUACUAUGCUGAAAAAACUUCUUGUGGUGUAGCCUCUACGAAUAUAUUUAUCUUUAUGUAAACUACCAGUUUUUAAUCGAAUUUCAACUGAGUUACUAACAUUAAAUUAUUUAUAAAGUUAAAGUCACGUAUUUUUCGUCAAUCGCGCGAUAUGUUUCGAAGAGCCUGUCUCCAUUUUCGAGCGCUAUAAGUUCGCAACUGGUUCACAUGCUUGCCGAAAACGCGGGUCUCCGAAAUAAGUCGCUUGGGUAAAAAUACGCAAGUUUAACUAAUUUCAUUUAAUGCUAGUUUUUAUAUAAAUAAUUUUAAUCGCAUUUGGGUCUCGCUUUAUGUAGGGUCUGUCAAUGCAAAUUAUGAAUUUAAUCAUUCCUCACUCUGUAGAGUUGUUAUUGUCUUUAUAUUGAAAAGAGCGGAUGGUUCUGAGGAUCUGGUAUAAAAAAAUCGAUCUUAUGAUCGAUGCAAGAAGACUGAAAUUAUAAUGGGCGCUUUCAAGGACUUCAGCCCCAGACCAUUUUCAUAUAAAGUUCCUUUGAACUUUCGGCUAACAGAUAGAUUCAAUAUAAAGACGUUAGAAAUCAUUUCGUGAGGACACAAUUUCACUCGCAAAUACGCAGGGGCCUUUGUACAGUUCCAUUUAAAACCUUAGUUCCCUGUUGACGCAGUACGCUGCCUAUAGCGUCACAUUGUAUGGGGCAUUUCUAUACGGGACGCUGUAGGAAGCGUAUGGCGUCAAAAGGAGACCAAGGCCUAACAUGUCCUUUUUUAGCUUUAGGUCCAUAGCAAAUAAGUGUCGCUUAACUUCAAACUCGAGUAAAUCCAUUCGACCCUCUCAGUAAUUAUCUACCCUAUUACCUUUUCUUAAUACCAAAAUCGCAUAAUCUGACAGAUGGAUUUACCUGAGUUUGAAGUUAAGCGACUCAUAAGUGGUUUAUCAUUAUAUCCAGUGUUUAGAGUAACAAGCAAUUGUGAAUUUUCAAAUCAACUGACAUUCAAAAUACAAAUCACUAUGUUGAUAUUCAAAUUGUUUGUACAAAGUUUUUUGUCUCUCAACUAACUUUUUGGUAUCUAUAUGCUUAUAUGCAUGUUUGCAACUGUUAAUAUCAGUUGGUGUUUGUCUGAUAGUUUACUUUAGUAGUCAGAAAUGUACAAUCAACUACAUAUUGUUAUUUACUCGACAAUAAGUUAUGUCGUUUUCACUCAGAUGUUGUAUAUAGAUGUACAAGACGUUUAUUUAGGGCGGUUUCAGACAGCGUAUUUUCUGCGCGUAUACGAUCAUUUCGGCGGUACGAGCUUACACGCGCGUUACGUUUCCCUACAUUUGGCUUUUACGAGCUUACGCGCGCGAUACUUUUUCCUACAUUUGGUCUAUACGAGCGUAUGCGUACGCUAGUCUGUUUAGCUGCUGUGGAGCUCGUACUGUGCGACUGUUACCAUGGGAUCAGCUAUAUUUACGUAAAAAAAAAAAUUACGGUUAGUCUCAUAGUGAGUAAUAGAUAAACAAAUCCACAGCAGAACAUAGUUAAGAGUGGUAUUCCACCUGUCCACUUUCUUUGUCCAAUGUGUAUUUGCGUCUCACUUUUUGCUUGGUGAAAGAGUGAGACGCAAUGCACAUUGGACCAAUAUAUUGGACAGGUGGAAUAUAGAUAUUGAACCUAAGACUUGAAAAAACAUCUUGUACCUAUAUCUGUUACUAACUGUAUCCAAAUCGGUCAAACACGUCUCGAUACUAUAAGCAAAUUAUAUAUCAAAUCGUGUAGAAGAGACCACGAAACUUGUAUUUGUUAGAUAUUGUUUAUGUUAAUAUUCCUGUAAGUUAAGUGUAUAUAAUUAUUAUAUUUUAAAGAUUUGAAGGGAAGGAAAUUUUAUUGUUUAAUGUAAUUUAUAAAAAUAAAUAUACUUAAACACUGAAA
This is a messenger RNA of Cydia splendana, 5309 nucleotides long. Its product is annotated as E3 ubiquitin-protein ligase RNF185-like. The transcript is spliced from 4 exons. The record is from RefSeq and is a predicted model, not a curated record. Gene Ontology annotation, biological process: ubiquitin-dependent protein catabolic process. Gene Ontology annotation, cellular component: endoplasmic reticulum. Gene Ontology annotation, molecular function: ubiquitin protein ligase activity; ubiquitin-like protein conjugating enzyme binding; metal ion binding. Bases 261 to 815 code for a protein of 184 amino acids. Lineage: Eukaryota; Metazoa; Arthropoda; Insecta; Lepidoptera; Tortricidae.